CCGCUGCCGCCUCCACAAACCGCUGGCCGCGCACCGUCCUCGGUCACACACACACACGGCCCACGCACGGCGCUGCCUCCGGUCGGACUUCCUCGGGCUUGACUCCGGGCUACGUUUAUUUUUAUGGUGCACUACGACUUACGAGUGUCUUUUCGUGAACUUCGCUUAACUUUUACAGUUUUUCUUGGGAACAUUUGCCCGACACCUCCUCCAACCUGAAACUUUUCCACAUUGUUGUCUCAUCUCUCCGGGGGGAUAUUGUUACUGGCGCGGUCAAACAAAGAUGGACUCCCGGGAGAUCAGCUAACCGGGCUAAAUGUAGUUUUAUGCCGUCGUUACAGGUGUUUUUAGACGAGGAUUUCGCCUGAUAGAACGCUGACAGAAUGAACUAAACUUUCUCCGAACUUUCUUCCCCAAGACUCGCCUCGUCAUGUCGGGAGUGGUCCGCAGUCUGAGCCGCUGCCUGCUCCCGGCCGAGGCGAGCCAGGAGCCGGGCAGCAGCAAGGAGAGGAGCCGGGAGAGGGACCGGGGGAAGGAGGCGGCCAAGAGGGAGCGGGAGGCGAAGCGGAGGAGCCGGGAGAUCGACGCGAUGAUCGCCCGGGAGAGGAGAGCUGUGCGUCGGCUUGUGAAGAUUCUCCUGCUGGGGGCCGGGGAGAGCGGAAAGUCGACUUUUCUCAAACAAAUGCGGAUCAUAAACGGACAAGAGUUUGACCAAAAAGCACUGCUGGAUUUCCGGGACACUAUUUAUGAAAAUAUACUCAAGGGCAUGCGGGUGCUGGUGGACGCCCGUGACAAGCUGGGCAUCAGUUGGCAGAGCUGUGAGAACGAGAAGCAGGGCAUGCUGGUGAUGUCGUGGGAAGGCCGGGUUGGCACGACGGGGGUGGAGCCCGGAGAGUUCCAGCUCUACGUGAUGGCUCUAAGCACACUGUGGGCUGACACAGGGAUACAGGAGGCCUACUGCAGACGCUCCGAGUUCCAACUGAGUGAAUCAGUCAAGUACUUCCUGGACAACUUGGACCGGAUUGGACAGCUGAACUACGUGCCCAGUAAGCAGGACAUCCUGUUUGCGAGGAAAGCCACCAAGGGCAUCGUGGAGCAUGACUUUUUCAUCAAGAAGAUUCCCUUCAAGAUGGUGGACGUGGGGGGUCAGAGGUCGCAGAGACAGAAGUGGUUCCAGUGCUUCGACGGCAUCACGUCUAUCCUCUUCAUGGUCUCAUCGUCAGAAUAUGAUCAGGUGUUGAUGGAGGACCGGCGGACCAACCGGCUGGUGGAGAGCAUGAACAUCUUCGAGACCAUCGUCAACAACAAGCUCUUCCUCAACGUGUCCAUCAUCCUCUUCCUCAACAAGACCGACCUGCUGCUGGAGAAGAUCCGCACCGUGGACAUCCGCAAGAACUUCCCUGAGUUCAGAGGAGACCCGCAGCGGCUGGAGGAUGUGCAGGCGUUCUUGGUCCAGUCGUUCAGCCGGAAGAGGAGAAACCGAGGAAAGCCACUGUUCCACCACUUCACCACCGCAGUGGACACAGAGAACAUCCGCUUUGUGUUCCACGCCGUCAAAGACACCAUCCUCCAGGAGAACCUCAAAGACAUCAUGCUCCAGUGACACAAACAUGAAGGGGCCGAGGACACACCCCAAAGGGACCCGUGCACAUACACACCGCCUGUGGACACUCAAAAGAACUGCACUGUGGAAUGAACUCUUAACCUGUGGAAAUAUGAGACUGGGGAUGUCAGAAGUCCCGGUGGACAGCUGUGGUAAACACAUGGGUCAAUGAAAUCCUGUGAUGAACUUGUAUAAAUGUUGUUUUUCAUGUGUUGCAAAGUGUGGAGCUUCCGUUCAUACACAUUACUGACAGACAAAAUUGACUUUAUCAUUAAGUUCAUUAGAGUUAUUUUAUUUGAAACAGUUGCCAAGUUUACAUGAGAGCUUUAACGCCAAAUAAAAAGUAAUUCUGCUUUGAAAGGGCCAUAUAAACACUUAAUUCCUAAUGAAAAUGAUUAUUCAGAAUUAAACUUAAUUCCGAAGUAAGUGGGUGGUUUAUUCUGAUUUUAAAGCCAAAUUAAUUUAUUCCUCGAUCAUGUUUCACGUUUAUUCUUCUUAAAAAUAAUUCAGGUUGUUCAGUCCAUGCUCGUUGUGUCACCCUUUUAACGAGAUCCGGCUCCACCAGUCCUGGCUUCGGACUUUUAUCCACGUCUCUUUGGUUUUGUGAGCGGGAUGUGGGAGUGGGCUGAGGUAGAGCAGCCGCUGACUCAGUUUGUCUUCUUCCUCCCUUCUCCUCCUCAGCUGACAGACGUAAAACAUGAUGAUAAAAUUCUCGAGCUGCUGCUUAUUAUCAUCGGAACGACUGCGCAAAAAGUUUGGAUCAUGUUUGUUGUCCGUGGCGCAACGACAAACCGAGAUGACAGAAAAGCCGGUAGCAGCUGAAGUGUGUGUUUUCUUCCGGUCGACGUAAAUACAUUUGUGCGCCCCCUGUCCAAUCAGAACCCUUCCCCACCUCCAGACGCUGAGCGGAAUUAAAUAAAGACGAUUUAACAAGUUUUCUAUGUAAACCUCAAUUCAGAAUUAUUAUUUCCACGUAAACCUGAAGACUAUUUGAAUUCCGAACUAUUUCAUUCAGAAUUAAAAGACAUCAUGUAAACGUGGCCAGUAUAACAUUUAAGAAAGCACAACAUACUCUUACUCGUACAUGGAAAGAACGUCAAAACAUUUACGUUUAAGUGAAACUGCCUUUGGGCCGACUGACCAAAGAGUGACUGUCAAUCCACACUCCUCAGACUAUCAUUCACUCCAGCACACAGUCAGUGUAGACCCUAACACCAAAGGAAUGGAUUCACUAAAUGAACACUAAAAUAUAUAGAUGUAAUCAGUGUUGGGAUUAACGUGUUAUAAAAGUAACAAAUGACUGUAAUGUGUUGCUUUUUGCUGUAACGCAGUAAUGUUCGGCAUUACAGGGGGGAAAAAUUAUAAUAUUUGACUCAGUACAAAUGUCAGUAACAUGUGUCACAAUGCUUUUUUAACCUGGAUUGAAGUGGUGGGUUUUUCUUCAUACAAAUUCACUAAAAUCACCGCGAUAUCAGGUGAAACUUGCCUGCAUAGACCAUGGGGUAACCGCGAGCGAAAGGAUUGGCACAGAACUCCGCGCUCCAUGGGGCGAACCACAGCUGACGCCCGAUCGCGCUCGGAGGUUCUCUCAAGGGCGAUCCUAGAUUCCAAGUUCUAGUCCAAGAUUAGUCCUGGUUUAGAACUGGUUUAGACCUGGUUCAGUCCUGAUUCAGUCCUGUUUUAGUUCUGGUUUAGUUCUGGUUCAGUUUUGGUUUAGUCCUAGUUUAGUCCUGCUUUAGACCUGGUCCUGGUUUAGAUCUGGUUUAGUCCUGGUUUAGACUUGGUUUAGAUUUGGUUUAGACAUGGUUUAGUCCUGGUUUAGUCCUGGUUCAGUCCUGAUUCAGUCCUGUUUUAGUUCUGGUUCACAUCUGGUUCAGUUCUGGUUUAGUUCUGGUUCAGUUCUGGUUCAUCUGUGGUUUAGUCCUAGUUUAGUCCUGGUUUAGACCUGGUUUAGUCUUGGUUUAGACCUGGUUUAGACCUGGUUUAGUCCUGGUUUAGACCUGGUUUAGACCUGGUUUAGUCCUGGUUUAGACCUGGUUUAGACUUGGUUUAGACUUGGUUUAGACUUGGUUUAGACCUGGUUUAGUUCUGAUUUAGUUUUGGUUCAGUCC
Molecule: messenger RNA, 3714 nt
Organism: Boleophthalmus pectinirostris (great blue-spotted mudskipper)
Lineage: Eukaryota; Metazoa; Chordata; Actinopteri; Gobiiformes; Gobiidae
Gene: gna12a
Product: guanine nucleotide binding protein (G protein) alpha 12a
Exons: 6
Coding region: 431-1603 (390 amino acids)
Biological process (GO): adenylate cyclase-modulating G protein-coupled receptor signaling pathway; Rho protein signal transduction
Cellular component (GO): heterotrimeric G-protein complex; brush border membrane
Molecular function (GO): G-protein beta/gamma-subunit complex binding; D5 dopamine receptor binding; guanyl nucleotide binding
Source: RefSeq, a predicted model, not a curated record